GUGUUUGCUCAUUUCUUUUCGCUCAAUUUCACUAAUUUCCUGUGCUGACGUACAGUUGAAAUGGCUUCGGCACAAGCUCAACUCCAGAGGUGUUUACAUAACCGCCGGUCUACUAUUAAUUAUUUCUCGAAGGGUGCAGACAACAACAAAACAUUCCCGUUUUCUCAGGAGCAAACGAUCAAAGCAUGGAGCUCGCUGGAGGAUCUCGACAGUCCUGGUAUCGAAGCAGAGUGUCCAAAAGCUGAGGACAGACCUCAGCUGCAGCAGAGCAUCAGGGUUAACAUCGGAGGGAAAGUUUUUCACAUCCCCACACAGUGUGUCAUCAAAUACCCUAAUACCCGCAUCGGGUCCUUGGCUCUAUGCUUAGACCGAGCAAAACUCUGCACACUGUGCGACGACUACUCCGUACGCAAGAACGAGUUCUUCUUCGAUCGGGACCCUGCCUUCUUCCACCACAUCUGCCAUUUCUACACAAGUGGAGUGCUGUGGGUCAUACAGGAAAUGUGCCCAAUCAACUUUGAGGAGGAAAUGACCUACUGGGGUCUGAGCCUGAAGGACACUCAGCGCUGCUGCUGGAUGAUGUUUGAGGAGAAGGUGGAUGAGGUGAAGGACUACCUGAAGGUGGACAAGGAGCUGAUGGCUGAGAUUGAGGUUAAGUACAACGAUGAGUCUUUCAGGGACAUGAUGUUUGGGGAUGUGAGGAAGACUCUGUGGAACAUUGUAGAGGAUCCGUACUCUUCAAAUCUGGCGAAGGCUUUCAACGUGCUCUCCAAUGUUUUUGUGCUCCUCUCUAUCGUGGCGAUGGCUCUCAACACUGUGGAGGAAAUUCAAAAGUAUACGAUUAAUGGCAAAACACACAUGGAAUGGGUGGAGAUCAUCACCAUUGUCUUCUUUACCUUUGAAUGUUUAUUUCGCCUUGUAAGCACUCCAGACAUCACAAUGUUUUUGAAGAGUGGACUUAACUUUGUGGACAUGGUGGCGGUGAUGCCUUAUCUCUUCCAGAUCGUCUUCGCAGCCUUCACUAACUACGCAGAUGCGGGCGCACAGGAGGAGGUCAGGGCUGUGGCUCGAGUCAGCAGACUCAGCCACGUCCUCAAAGUGGUCAAGCUACUGAGGGUCUUUCGGAUCUUAAAGUUGGCUCGACACUCAACGGGCAUGAGAGCGUUUGGGUUCACUCUGCGGCAGUGUUACCAGCAGGCCUCUUGCAUUUUCCUCUUUAUCGCCAUGGGGAUCUUAACUUUCUCUGCUCUUCUGCAUUCAGCCGAAAGGGAGACUGAGGGAUCUCCCAUCAGCAGUAUCCCAUACGCCUGGUGGUGGGCUGCAGUCAGCAUCUCGACUGUGGGCUACGGGGACGUGGUUCCUGAGACCGUCCUGGGCCGUAUCGUGGCCUUCGGCUGCAUCUCCUUCGGGAUCAUCCUGAAUGGCAUGCCUAUCUCCUUGCUCUUUAACAAGUUCUCUGAUUACUAUGCCAAGCUCAAGUCCCAGGAGUACAACACCAGCUUAGUGAAGCGACACUUUCAUCUUAAGGAGCGCCUCCGACACAAAAUGGACACGUGUUUCCAUCACUCCGUGGAGGACGGCAAUAUUUAGACUGCUGCUGCGGGUGUCCACGGGCGGCUGUGGCUGAGGGGUAGAGUGGUCAUCCUCCAACCUGAAGGUCGGCAGUUUGAUCCCCAGUCUGACCCAUCUGCAUGCCGAAGUGUCCUUAGGCAAGAUGCUGAACCCCGGAUGGCCCCCCAUAGAAUAACAAAG
Pleuronectes platessa (European plaice) is the source of this 1752-nucleotide messenger RNA. RefSeq names its product potassium voltage-gated channel subfamily V member 2. The record is from RefSeq and is a predicted model, not a curated record. Gene Ontology annotation, cellular component: voltage-gated potassium channel complex; membrane. Gene Ontology annotation, molecular function: delayed rectifier potassium channel activity. The coding region runs from base 61 to 1590 and encodes 509 amino acids. Gene Ontology annotation, biological process: potassium ion transmembrane transport; protein homooligomerization. The transcript is spliced from 2 exons. Lineage: Eukaryota; Metazoa; Chordata; Actinopteri; Pleuronectiformes; Pleuronectidae.